GAUUGGCACGGAGUUCAGAUUGCGGAUGAAAAAACAAGUUCCGAGUUUUGCUUUGGACAUUUUAGCAAGUGAUUUAGGUACCACCAAGUCUUGUAACAUUAAAAAUUUUUAAUUAGUGUAUCAAAAUGGCAAAUAUAGCAGCAAAACGUAUAAAAAGAGAAUUUAAAGAAGUAAUGAAAAGUGAGGAGGUUGUGGAUGGUUCCAUAAAAUUAGAAUUACUAAACGAAAGCUGGACAGAGCUGCAGGGCGAGAUAGCAGGUCCACCAGAGACACCGUACGAGGGUGGCACAUUCUUACUUGAAAUUAAAAUCCCAGAUACAUACCCGUUUAAUCCACCCAAGAUCCGCUUCAUGACAAAGAUUUGGCACCCGAAUGUGUCAUCCGUCACGGGGGCAAUUUGCUUAGACAUUCUGAAAGAUCAGUGGGCGGCAGCUCUCACCUUGCGCACAGUCCUCCUGUCUAUACAAGCUCUGCUCGCCGCAGCUGAGCCCGAGGACCCCCAGGAUGCCGUGGUAGCGAAGCAAUACCGUAACAGUCCACAUCUUUUCACCAUGACAGCGAGGCAUUGGGCCAACGUGUACGCUGGAGCCCCAACCGUCAUGACGGAGUGCAAUCACAAAGUGCAGCUGCUCGUGGAUAUGGGCAUCGAUGAAAACAGAGCACGAGUCGCACUAUCCAGCUACGACUGGGAGCUCGAGAGAGCCACGGAACAAUUGUUUAGUUAGGUAUCAAAUUUUAAAAGUUGGGUGACCUGUUGGUUUGAUUAUAAGAUAACAGUAAGUUAUAGUUGGCAAGUUACAAAUGUGGAACGUUCAAGUAUUACGUCAAGUGGUUUAGGGACAUUAGCAUCGUUAUUUUGCCUUACUUACGAGGUUUAAAUAUCGUUUUUACGAAAGGUUGCAACCAUCCUGUUUUCCCACGACGUUACGUCUUAGUUUUUGUAGCAUCUUGAGACAAUGGACAUCCUGAUAAAAUUUCGAGCAGCGUCUUGUUACAUAAUUACCUUAAUAGUAAAAAAAAUUGUUACAAAAAGUUCUUGUUUUUUUAUUAGGAUAUCAAUCUUAUAUGUAGUUUUAAAGGUAUUAUUUUAUAGAAAUUGUCUUAAAAUUUUCGAUGUGUACUAAUUUUACAAUAUAUUUCUAGAUGAAUUAGUCCUAGUUUUUAAAACUUCAAACCUGUUUUUCAUUUGAGGUUGGCAACCCUAUGUUAGGGUAAUACUUCUGAGAAGAACGAACAUAUUUUGAACUUGUUAACUAGUCUACUGAGAAAUAUUUGAUUGUUGGCAAUGCAAGGUGUCUUAAGCCCUAGGCAACAUGGCAAAUCAAGUAAUAAAGUUGAUAAUAGUUUUUAAAGUCCUGAAUUGUAACUUGUUUUAUUUUUUUAAAUUGUUCUGUUUUGUAGAAGUUGAACUUGCUUAGACUUAAGUUUAAUUUCAAAGUCAUGUUCACAGAGAUUUUAAUACCUGAUCAUGCAGCUAGUAUGCUAUCAUAGUAAUGAACCAUUCAAUGUAUUUCCUAAACUAUUGUUGUGAAUAGCUAAAACUGUAAUAAAAUGUUCUAAGUCA
Messenger RNA from Aricia agestis (brown argus), 1564 nucleotides. RefSeq names its product ubiquitin-conjugating enzyme E2-22 kDa (gene Ubc4). Lineage: Eukaryota; Metazoa; Arthropoda; Insecta; Lepidoptera; Lycaenidae. The record is from RefSeq and is a predicted model, not a curated record. Gene Ontology annotation, molecular function: protein binding; ubiquitin conjugating enzyme activity. Gene Ontology annotation, cellular component: nucleus. Gene Ontology annotation, biological process: proteasome-mediated ubiquitin-dependent protein catabolic process; protein polyubiquitination. The transcript has 3 exons. Bases 126 to 725 code for a protein of 199 amino acids.